This is a messenger RNA of Magnolia sinica, 471 nucleotides long. RefSeq lists its product as uncharacterized. NCBI's taxonomy places the organism in Eukaryota, Viridiplantae, Streptophyta, Magnoliopsida, Magnoliales, Magnoliaceae. The coding region runs from base 1 to 471 and encodes 156 amino acids. The record is from RefSeq and is a predicted model, not a curated record. The transcript has a single exon.
AUGGAAGAAGAAGUGGAGGAACAUAUUCCACGUUUCAUAAGCAAGUGGAAGGAGCUCCAGUGGCUGUGCAUGGAAAGUACACCAUCUUCUUUCAAUGAAAUGCUCAUGGAAAUCAACACUCAUUGCAAGGACUUUAUGGGGCUUGUGACACGUGGCUGGAUUAGUGAUGAAGAGGCUCUGGAGAUAGUUAAAUUCCUUCCUACGAUUAAGUUCUUGUAUCUAAGAGGGUCUUUCAUGUCCAAGGAAACUCUGAUAAAGAUAAUCGAAGGGUGUAGAGAACUCAAGCUUUUAGAUGUGAAGGAUUGCUUGGGUUUGGAGAUUGACGACGAGACAUUGAAGAAAGCUUCCGGGAUAGAAACCUUUGUGUAUGGGGGCUCGCUCUUAGAACAGAAUGACUACGAUGACGGUGACGACGAUGAAGACAAUGACGGCGGCUCUAAUGAUAUUAUCAUAUUUUACGAUGAAGACUAG